AUGCCCACUACCAGAAGAUCAACUGGAGGAGCCCGAGCCAGAUCUGGCCCGACUCAGGGCCAGUCGACCAUCAGCUUUUCUCACAGAGUGUCCAAGCCCGUACCCAAGGAUCAGAAGAAGGCCACCCUUACUUCCGCUGUCGGUAGGGCAGACAUCGGCAAGCCAGUCCAGAAGGCGGAAGAAGAGACCGACGAGAUCCACCUCGACAAGCCUGCGACUCCUGAGAUCGAGGAGGCCAAGGUUGAGGAGGACGUUCCCGAGAAGUCGGAGUCUUUAGUCAGGGCCGAGAAAGUCAAUGACGCCCAGAUCAACAAGUACUGGAGAUCGGUCGAGGCCCAGCGCAUCGCACCGAGGGUUCAUCAGGGUGACGUGAGUUUGGCAGAGAAGGUGCUGCGGUACUUUGAUGUCAGCUCGCAGUAUGGUCCUUGCAUUGGUCUGCAGCGCAUGAAGCGUUGGCAGCGGGCUGAGAGACUGGGCCUCAACCCACCCAUAGAGGUCCUUGCCGUGUUGCUCAAGGAGGAGGAGAAGGGAAACUCUCUCGAGCGGGCACACAUGGAUGAACUCAUGAGCUCGACGGUAACGGGACCUGCUUGA
This is a messenger RNA of Colletotrichum higginsianum IMI 349063, 594 nucleotides long. RefSeq names its product DNA polymerase delta. The coding region runs from base 1 to 594 and encodes 197 amino acids. Gene Ontology annotation, biological process: DNA synthesis involved in DNA repair; DNA-templated DNA replication. Gene Ontology annotation, molecular function: DNA-directed DNA polymerase activity. The transcript has 2 exons. The record is from RefSeq and is a predicted model, not a curated record. NCBI's taxonomy places the organism in Eukaryota, Fungi, Ascomycota, Sordariomycetes, Glomerellales, Glomerellaceae. Gene Ontology annotation, cellular component: delta DNA polymerase complex.